CAUUAUUCAGUUUGCUUUGAUCGUCCAUCGGUGCUUGAUGUGUGUGCUUCGCUGUUGGAAUCUGUGAUAAGGAUUGGUGCGUGUUUUUAUUUUGUUGGAAUUUAAUGUUUCACCGCGAGUGAUUGCAUCAAAACUUUCGUUGUGCCAUGACUCAAUACACUAGCCGAUAGAGAACGACGAAUGAUUGCACAUUCCGUACCGGGUAGAGUGAGUGAACGAAUUAACGAAGUGACUCGCGAGACGGAAACGUUCCUGGGAAGAAUUCUCGUAAUCCUGGUGAAAAUAUUGAUUUAGUUUAUUAGCAGGCUCAGAAACAGUUUGUCUCGAAGCGACCGCGCUUAUCUGCAGUAAACCGAGGGUCAACGGAAUAAAUCAUUUCUGUGCUACAGUUUUUGGCUAAUCUCUUCGUCAUUAUUGUGGAUUUUAUUGAGAGGCUGUAAAACAUUGUUUGUACAAUCUUUUAACAGUGUGUCGUCCGUAACCGUGAAGUCGCGUGGAUUACUAUCGCGCCAGAAAAGAGUGUGACCGGGUUUCGGGACCGAGUGCCUCGCUGCGUUUCUACGCAAAGCAGAUUGGCGCACCGCAACAACGCCUAGGAUAGGAUGGCCGAGACGGCGGUGCCCAUGCUAGAGCUAACCGUCGAUGAGCAUGACGUGAUUCGCGGUGCCGAGCAAGUGCUAAAGGCUAUCAGACCGCACUGGCGUUGCGACAGCAUACGGUUCAAGCUCUUCACCGACGGAAUCACGAACAAACUGGUCGGAUGCUUCAAUCAGAACAAUAACCGCGGCGAUGAAGACGGUGACCUCGAGGGUGACGGCAGCGCAGGCGAUGUCGUGCUGGUGCGGGUCUAUGGGAACAAAACGGAUUUGCUAAUCGAUCGUAAGAAGGAAACGGAGAACAUUCAACUGUUGCACCGAUAUGGGUAUGCUCCGUCGCUGUAUGCCACGUUUCGGAAUGGACUUGCGUAUGAGUACGUGCCCGGCGUAACGCUGACACCGGAAAGCUGCCGGGAGGAACGCGUCUGGCGUCUGGUGGCUAAACGGAUGGCUCAGAUGCACAAGGUUGAACAGGCCGGUUCCGUUAGGCAUCCCAUGCUACCGGAUAAGCUCGAUCAGUUCCUUAAACUCAUACCGCAGACUUUUAGCGACCCGGUGAAACACAAAAGGAUAUCAAAGAUAUUUCCGAAUGUGACAGUGCUAAGACGUGACUUCGAUGAACUGUACGACAAACUGAACCAGCUAGCGAGUCCGGUGGUGUUUUGCCAUAACGAUUUACUGUUGGGGAAUGUGAUCUACAAUGCCGAGCGUGAUCGAGUCACGUUCAUCGACUACGAGUACGCUGCAUAUAACCAUCAGGCGUUCGAUAUUGGUAAUCAUUUUACGGAGUUUGCAGGAAUCGAUGAGAUUGAUUACGAUCGCUAUCCGAGGAAAGAAUUUCAGUUGCGAUGGUUAAGGGUCUAUUUGGACGAGUUCAUUGGACCUCAUUGUAACGAUAGUGAUGUCGAGCGAUUGUACGUGCAGGUGAAUCAGUUUGCGCUGGCGUCGCAUUAUUUGUGGACCGUUUGGGCGCUCAUCCAGGCGGAGCACUCGACGAUUGCGUUUGAUUUUAUACAGUUCGCUGAAAAUCGCUACCGGGAAUACCUACGCAGGCGAGACGAGUUUUUGGCGCUCACGUAUCAAAAUUGAAAACAUUCAUGCGGAUCGCUCUUUUCCUUCUCUCUCGUUUUUGGACUGUAACAUCCGUGAAUAAAUUCUGAACACCCCUAGAACAAUUGUCAUUCCACACCACUGAACCGGGACCCAAAGCUCAAUGCAUCACGGUCAAAAAUAGGUAGAAUGAGUUUUUAGAUGUUAACUCAUAAAAGCAAUAUACAUACACGUGUUUAGUUAGCUUAGCUAUUGUUUGUUUGAUAGUGUAGUCAUAAAAACCAGUUAUUUUUUAGUUCCCAAAAAAAUUUUCUUCGAUUUCGUAUGUUUUAUUUCGGAAUAAAUUGAACCAUACUAU
This is a messenger RNA of Wyeomyia smithii (pitcher-plant mosquito), 2004 nucleotides long. RefSeq names its product ethanolamine kinase (gene eas). Gene Ontology annotation, biological process: phosphatidylethanolamine biosynthetic process. The coding region runs from base 603 to 1685 and encodes 360 amino acids. The transcript is spliced from 5 exons. Gene Ontology annotation, cellular component: cytoplasm. NCBI's taxonomy places the organism in Eukaryota, Metazoa, Arthropoda, Insecta, Diptera, Culicidae. The record is from RefSeq and is a predicted model, not a curated record. Gene Ontology annotation, molecular function: ethanolamine kinase activity.